CUCUCUCUGAUCAUGUCCAGCGAGACUUCUCCUCUUCUCAACUACCGCCUCUACAAUGUGGCCGGCGGCUUCGCCGAGAGUUGCGUGGCUGCAUCGCAGGAGGAGGUCGCCGUCUCUCAGCAGGAUGACAGCAGGAAGCUUUCCACUUUCUUCGGGGUGGUGGUCCCCACCGUCCUCUCCAUGUUCAGCAUCGUGAUCUUCAUGCGGGUUGGUUUUGUCAUCGGUCAGGCCGGGUUCCUGCAGUCACUCCUCAUGCUAGUUGUGGCUUACAUCAUCGUCAGUCUAACGGUGUUGUCGGUGUGUGCCAUCUCCACCAAUGGAGCAGUGAAGGGUGGCGGGGCUUACUUUAUGAUUAGCCGUACGUUGGGCCCAGAGUUUGGCGGGAGUAUAGGCCUGAUGUUUUUUCUUGCAAAUGUUUGUUCCUGUGCGGUUUACAUUCUGGGACUGGUGGAGGCUAUUCUUGACGUGUUUGGAGAGCUUCCCAAUGCAGCAGAUACUGAAACCAGAGGCAUUCAUGUGCUGCCGCAGAACUACCUGUACGAUGUCCUGUACGCCUCCAGCAUCCUCUUCCUCUGCCUCCUGGUCUGUCUGGUCGGAGCCCAGAUUUACGCCAGGACUAGUUUCCUGAUCUUCCUGGUGGUCCACAUUGUCCUUAUCACCAUCGUUGUCAGCUUUUUCGCAGUGAGCCCCAAGACCAUCCUGAUCGUGAAGCAGUCCGGCAAUGAGAGCCGGAUCAUUUACACCAACUACACUGGCUUCAGUACAGCAACACUGAAGAAAAAUCUCAUGGAUGAUUAUUCUGUGGAUUACACCACCAACUAUAUGAUGACGUUCGCAACGGUGUUCGCUGUCAUGUUUAAUGGCUGCACUGGUAUCAUGGCUGGCUCCAAUAUGUCUGGGGAUUUGAAGAACCCAAGCUACUCGAUUCCCAAAGGCACGGUCAUUGCUGUCAUCUAUACCUUCCUGGUCUACUUACUGCUGUUCUUCCUAGUCAGCUUUACCUGUGACAGGGCACUACUUAAAGGGGAUUACAUCUUCUUCCGGCAAAUCAAUGUCUGGCCCCCGUUUGUGGUAAUCGGUGUUUAUGCUGCCUCGCUGUCUGCAUCGAUGAGCACCCUGAUAGGGGCAUCACGUAUCCUACAUGCCCUGGCCAGGGAUGACCUCUUUGGGGUAAUACUCGCCCCUGCAAAGAGAACCUCCAUGACAGGAAACCCCUGGGUCGCCGUUCUCUACACCUGGUUAAUGGUUCAGUCUGUGCUGUUUGCAGGUAAACUGAACACUAUUGCUGGCAUUGUCACCAUCUUCUUCCUGAUGGCUUAUGCUGCUGUUGACUUGGCCUGUUUGGCACUGGAAUGGGCCUCCGCACCCAACUUCAGGCCUACUUUCCAACUCUUCAGCUGGCACACGUGUUUGCUGGGGAUAAUCAGUUGCCUGGUGAUGAUGUUCCUGAUCAACCCGGCCUAUGCUUCCUGCGGGAUUGUCGUCAUGCUGAUCCUCCUGGUGGUGAUCCACUACCGGUCUCCCACCAGCAGCUGGGGCUACAUCAGCCAGGCCCUCAUAUUCCAUCAGGUGAGGAAGUAUUUGUUGCUCCUGGACAUUCGGAAAGAACAUGUCAAAUUCUGGAGGCCUCAGAUCUUGCUCAUGGUGGCCAAUCCGCGGACCAGUGCUCAGCUCAUCACCUUCAUCAAUGACCUGAAGAAGGGGGGGCUUUUCGUGUUGGGCCACGUGGAAAUCGGGGAUCUUGACACUCUGCCAACUGACCCCAUCCAGCCACAGUACAACUUCUGGCUGAGCCUGGUGGACAAGUUGAACGUCAAGGCAUUUGUGGAUCUGACUCUGUCUCCGACAGUCCGCCAAGGGGUGCAGCAUCUCCUCCGCAUAACGGGACUCGGUGGCAUGAAACCCAACACACUGGUCCUCGGUUUCUACGACCACUGCGUGCCAGAGGAUUACUUCCUGUGCGACCCGGCCUUCAAAGACGCCAAGGAGAACGACCAUUUUGGCGUGGACAUUGCCUCUUUGCAAGCCCACUUCCCACCCGUCCGGGAUGGAGAGACCAGCAGGAGCCUGACGGAGGCGGAGUAUGUCGCCAUCAUCUCGGAUGCCCUCAAGAUGCAGAAGAAUGUCUGCCUGGCCCGCUAUUUCUUCACCAUGAACAAGAAAGACCUGUUCGCCAAGAAGCGGCCAGAGCGGGUGUCCAUUGAUGUCUGGCCACUGAACCUCUUGAGGCCUGACAGCACCAACUACGUGGACAUGUGCAGCCUCUUCCUGCUACAGAUGGCCUGUGUCCUGACCAUGGUGGUCUCCUGGAAGGGUGCUCGGCUGCGCAUCUUCUUGUGCAUAGAGUCCGGUGACGACAGCUGGAUCAAGAAGGAGGAGAAGCUGAGGGAACUCCUGGACAAGCUGCGAAUCAAGGCCACCAUCAAGAUUGUGACCUGGGACGACGUGGUGAGCUUGCACUGGCAGAGCCGGCUGUCUGGCGAGGAGCACGAGGCGGCCCGCCACUCGAGCGGCGACCCCUCGGCCCUGAUCUCGGACGAGUACCUGCGGGCCGCCAACAGGAUGGUCCUCGACCAGGGCUUCCACACGGCUGUCAGGUUCCUCUACCUGCCCCGGCCGCCUGCCGACGCUGCCCGCUCCCAGCGCUACCUGGAGCAGUUGGACAUCCUCACCGAAGGCCUCGGGCCUACCCUGCUGAUCCACGGCCUCACUCCAGUCACCUGCACUGACCUGUAAGGGCAGCAGACACUUGGAAACGCCAGCGUCACGGGCACUAAACCUUUGAACACUGAGCUCCGAGAUGACCAACUUGUAUUUGAAAACAGUGACAUGCCUUAGACAAUUUUGAGAGGAAUCAUUCACAUUGCCAUUAUUUAUAUUUAAUAGAGGGGAAUUUAAUGGAAAAGAAUGUGUAAU
Molecule: messenger RNA, 2916 nt
Organism: Carcharodon carcharias (great white shark)
Lineage: Eukaryota; Metazoa; Chordata; Chondrichthyes; Lamniformes; Lamnidae
Gene: slc12a9
Product: solute carrier family 12 member 9
Exons: 13
Coding region: 13-2736 (907 amino acids)
Biological process (GO): chloride ion homeostasis; potassium ion homeostasis; potassium ion import across plasma membrane
Cellular component (GO): membrane
Molecular function (GO): potassium:chloride symporter activity
Source: RefSeq, a predicted model, not a curated record